CUCACAGAAACAACGAGUUGAAUUCGACGCCAGUUGUACCCAGUUGCUUCAUCGCUCCUGUACUUGGCAGUGUUGUGUCAAAUAAUUUAUUAUAAAUCUUAGUUUUUAUUUCGCAAUGUAGAAAGUCAUCAAAUAUACAACGACCCGAUGAUCUGUGCUGGAUUUUUAUCGUUACUCACGUUCACGUUCACGUUAUUCAAAAGUUAUAAAACAUUUUCAAGUGUAUGAAUGGUGUUGGAGUGGUGUUGGAAUGGUUUUGUAUUGAGCUUUCUUUAUUAAUCAUCAAUCGUUGAUCAUUUUCAAGAAGCGCUCAAUUAUUGACUCUCUUUAAUUGACUCGAGUGACUCCAGUUCUUUCGAGUGGAUGAAAAUGUUGAGCUAAAAAAUAAUACCGUAUUGUUACUUGAUUAUGAUGUUGAGAGAAGCGCGUGUGAGUCUUCGGGUGAAGUUUCAUGUUGUUCUGGAUUAGUGAUGGUCGUUCUCCAUCUAUGACUCAUGGGAAUUUUAUUGCCUUUAAUGGGUGUGUUUUCGUUUAUUAAUUCAGUGUUUUUAAAUUAAUAAUAUUGUGAGUUAUGAUGGGGGUAUUGAAAUGGAGAUACGAUCUUAGAUCGGAUGGCGGUCCACAACAGCAACAGCAGCAAAAAGCUAACGGUCAUACUAGGGCACUCCCGAAACACAUGACCCAGACAUUGCGAGAUGAAUCUCAUACCUCAACUCCAUCCUUACAACUGCCUACACCCCUGUCUUCGCCAACGCCAGGGGGUGAUGAACCCCUGGGACGUGCCCUGAUGGAAGCGGUAAUCAAACAAGCCAAUAGUGAUACUCAGAAGCAGCUGCCACUAGUUGUGACACCACCGGGUUAUUGGGUAGAUGGUACAGAUCAUCGACAUGUCUUUGAUUUUGCGGGUAGAGCAAUGCUGCCGACACAGUCCGCAUGGCAGCCCAGGAUCGACCAGGAUGACACCGCCAAAUGCUAUCGUCGAUUUUUCGUCGGCAGGGAGCAUGUGAAUCUUGUUGGCAGAGAUAAUGAAAAUGGGCCUGUACUUCUGUCAGUGAAGGCAGAAACAGUGGCUGGACAGGAACAUUGGAGAAUACUCCUGCGAUUACGAACAGGCUCAACACAUGAACUCGUCGCGACAGCCAAUCUCGGACCGAAUGUAUCACCCGCCAAAAUGAUUAAGGCAAUCAAUGAGUCCCUCAGUGUGACAACGUUAAUGCCGGUUGUUUGCUCCGGUGCAGGAAGCUUGAUAGCUCGAUACGACGAGCACGCAUUAGUGAGUAGAUUUAAAUUUGGAGUGCUACAUCAGAGAGCCGGCCAGGUCACCGAAGAACAGCUGUUUGGUAAUCGUCAAAUAACACCGGCCUUCCAGGAAUUUCUGGAUCUUCUGGGACAAACGAUUGACCUGAGAGAUCACAAAGGAUAUCGAGGUGGUCUUGACACACAACAUGGCCAAACAGGUGACACAGCAGUUUACGAAGUAUUUCGUGGUCGUGAAGUUCUCUUUCACGUGGCAUCUCUUUUACCGUACAGUCCUGGUGACCCUCAGCAGUUGCAACGUAAACGUCACAUUGGAAAUGAUAUCGUAGCAAUAAUAUUCCAGGAAGAACCGACCCCCUUCAGCCCGGACAUGAUCGCUAGUCAUUUUCUCCAUGCAUUCAUCGUAGUACAGGUCAUUGAACCGUGCACAUCGAAUACCAGAUAUAAAGUGAGCAUUACAGGACGUGAUGAUGUUCCCUGGUUUGGCCCGGCAUUGCCGAUACCCUCAGUGUUUCCUAAGAGUGUUGAAUUCAAAGAAUUUCUCCUCACUAAACUUAUAAAUGCUGAGAAUGCGGCGUACAAGGCCGAAAAAUUUGCCAAACUCGAGUUGAGGACACGCUCUGCACUUUUGGAAUCUCUCACUGAAGAGCUUCAAUCUAAAACGAGCGAUUUUUUGGGCUCGGGAAUUGGACUGGGAUCUAGUGGAUUAUCAAGCUGUCCAAUGAGUCCUUCUGCAAACGACAGCUCGACAUCAGGUAGCAGCGGAAGUGGCUCACGAUUUAUAGAUACUGUUCGAAAGGCUCUCACUUCGAGGGUGAAAAAUGCAUCGACAGAGUCAAUGCCUCAGCAUUUAUCGAAGAAGAGUCAAUCUGAAGGUGGUCAAUCGAGUAAUCGUCAAUCCACAUCGAAACCUCUGGGAAAACUCGUUAUUGAACCCACAAGUCCUUCAGGGUUAUCAGAUUCAGUAUUAGCUCCGGAUUUCGAGCAAGAGAGUUUCAGCACACGCAGACAGGAAAAUAGUGUAGUAAAUCCUGACAAUGAUACGUGUAAAUCAAAUGCUGUGAUUUUUCACGGUGAUGAUGUUGAUAGAACAGAAAAUGAAGAUGGUUCGAUGCAGAAUGUUGGAAUUGUCAGAGAUACCCCUAAAGUUCAUUUAAACAAACCAAAAAUCUCAUCGAUACCCACUUCUCCACGAGUAACGCAGGAAAAGUGGAAGAAACGCAGUGAUAAAUUAGAUAAAACUACCACACCUGUGCAGAGAGGUGUGUCUGAGAGUGAUGAUAGCUCAUUGAACAGUGAAUUAGAGCUAGACCAAAUUCUUUACCCUGAUAGUGAUACUGGGCUUGAAUCAAUGAGUUCUGCUGAAACUCACGAGGUCAGAUCCAAUAAUAAUGGAAUUAACGAAAAUGAGAGUUUAAAACAACAAGUUACUCGACUCAAGUGUGAUAAACUGGAUUUGCUCAGACAGAAUGUGACCUGUCAACGAGACAUCAAACGGCUGCGCGAAAAAGAAUUACAAUUACAAUCAGAGUUGACCGUUGCAUCGAGAGAGAUUCUACGACUCCGCACAAUGCUCAAAGAUUACUCAUGCAGUUCUCCAUCGGAAUUGAAUAAUCGAUAAGCAUCAACGUAUGAAAAAGUAUCGCAGGAAAUAUUCGAGAAUUCCAUUAUUACUAAUAUGGAACAUGAGUGCAUCGAGGAAUGCAUAGGAUUGACUUGUAAUUAUUCUGGAUACCUUCAUCGAUAUUUUAAAGGUUUUAGUUUUCCUUGUAGUCAUUGUGUAAUGAUACCUGGAAUUUUUUCUAUUGACUUUAUUACUCCUUCCGUCAUUCUAUCCCGUAAUACGACACAUAACACAUACCAAAGUUUAAUUUAAAAAUCUGUGUGUACGUCUUGGCAUUAUUCAAAUAGUAAGGAUGAGUACAAUCCCAAUUAUUGAGUUUUAGAUGGUGGUAAAAUCUCAUAAGAGAACGUAGAAACUCAUGUUAAUUCCGUACUCGAAUACCUACUACUUCCGAAGAAAAAAAUGUACAUGUAAUGUGAAUAUUAUUAAAGAAUAACAUUAAAA
Molecule: messenger RNA, 3325 nt
Organism: Fopius arisanus
Lineage: Eukaryota; Metazoa; Arthropoda; Insecta; Hymenoptera; Braconidae
Product: rap1 GTPase-activating protein 1
Exons: 6
Coding region: 572-2878 (768 amino acids)
Biological process (GO): activation of GTPase activity; regulation of small GTPase mediated signal transduction
Cellular component (GO): cytoplasm
Molecular function (GO): GTPase activator activity
Source: RefSeq, a predicted model, not a curated record